Messenger RNA from Lathyrus sativus (Indian pea), 957 nucleotides. Lineage: Eukaryota; Viridiplantae; Streptophyta; Magnoliopsida; Fabales; Fabaceae. The record is from the annotation of a GenBank genome assembly.
AUGAGAGGUCUCAAUGGAGCUAUAUCCGUCGCAAGAGCGCUAAAAGCCAACUCCACCGCCGUAACCCCUCUCCUCCGACCACCGCGAGCAGCUCAAUAUCUCACAACAUGCUGGACUUCUUCCAACCCUCGAAAUCUCAUUGAUCACUCCGGCCUAUCAACUGCCCUAGCUAUUCGAAGUAACGCCGUAGGGUUCAGGUAUUACGGUUCUCCUACUGCCACGUCUCUUGCGCAGCAAGAUCUCAAAGCAACAGGCUCAGAACAAAAUCACUUCAAUCCCAAAGAAGUUGUUCUCUUUCAGUAUGAAGCUUGUCCCUUCUGCAACAAGGUUAAAGCUUUUCUAGAUUAUUAUGAUAUUAAGUACAAAGUGGUGGAAGUUAAUCCAAUGAACAAGAAAGAAAUUAAAUGGUCUGAUUACAAAAAAGUGCCUAUUGUCACUGUUGAUGGUGAACAAUUGGUUGAUUCUUCAGACAUAAUUGAUAAAUUGGUCAAAAGGAUACAUCCAGAUUAUGACCUAAAUGCCGAUGAAGAGAAGAAGUGGCGCGGGUGGGUGGAUAAUCACUUAGUGCAUGUUUUGUCGCCAAACAUAUAUCGGACUGUUUCAGAAGCUCUUGAAUCAUUUGAUUAUAUCACCACUAAAGGCAAUUUCAGUUUAUAUGAGAGGUUAGUGGCAAAGUAUGGUGGGGCUGCUGCUAUGUAUUUCGUGUCAAAGAAAUUGAAGAAGAAACACAAUAUCACUGAUGAGCGUGAAGCGUUGUAUGGAGCUGCUGAACAAUGGGUUGAUGCUUUAAAGGGCCGAAAGUUUCUUGGUGAUUUGGAACCUAAUUUAGCAGAUCUUGCAGUCUUUGGUGUUCUAAGACCCAUCCGCCACCUCAAGUCGGGUCGAGAUAUGGUAGAGCACACAAGGAUUGGAAAAUGGUUUUCUGAGAUGGAACAUGCAGUAGGACAGGCUUCCUGA